UUCUGAUAGAAGCAGUAACAGAAAAAAAUUUAAGCAGGCAUUUACAGCUCAUAAAUAUAAUAUUUACACACACACACACAAAAUUAUAGAAAUUUCCAUAAAUAUUAAAUAUAUUAUCAUAGAUUUUUUGAAGAAAAAUGAAUAGUAAGAUUAGAGGAUCAUUAAAGUUAAAAGUGCCUUGGGGUUAUGUAGAUGCUAAAACAUGGGGCAAUCCACAGAAAACUCAUAUUCUAGUGGUGCAUGGAAUUAUGGAUAAUGCUGGAGCAUUUGACAGAUUGAUAGCUCAAUUGCCAGAAAACUUUUACUAUGUUUGUAUUGAUUUACCAGGACAUGGUUUAUCUUCUCAUUUUCCAUCAGGAUUAUUGCUCAGUUACUUCUCAUUCGUACUUACGAUAAGAUAUGUAUUAGAUGAAUUGAAAUGGGAUCAAACAUAUUACAUGGGACAUAGCUUUGGAGCUCAUUUAGGAGUAUUAUUUAGUAUAAUUUAUCCACAUAGAAUACAGAAAUUAAUUUUAAUUGAUGGUAUUAUUGCAGUACCUUAUUCUAAUAAAGACUUAAUCAAUUAUAUUAAGGAUGAAAAUAACUUAGUCAUUGAAGAGUCAAAAUCAAACAAUCCUCGUCUGUAUACAGAGGAGGAAGUUAUUUAUGCACUUUCUUAUUUAAGAAACUGCUGCCUAAAUACUGAAGCAGCUAAAGCAUUAUUCGAAAGAGCUGCGACUAAAGUAAAUGACAAAUAUUAUUAUAAUAGAGACAUUAGAACAAAAUUAACUAUUAAUUCCUUAUUUAAUAUUGAUCAAACUUUUUAUGUAACUGCUCAAAUUAAAGUACACACUUUGUUAAUAUUUGCAUCAAGUUCAUUACCUAAUCUCAUGUCUUUUAGGGAGAAAUUAAAAAGUGUAUUAAACAAUAAAAAGAACAUUACUAUCAUUGAAGUUGAAGGAAAUCAUGAUGUACAUAACAAUUAUCCUGAAAGGAUUUCAAGAUAUAUCUCCCAAUUUUUUAACUUAUUUCUCCACAAAUUGUGAUAAAUAAAACAGGUUAUAGUUUCUAUUUUUGUUAUUCAAGAUUUUACCAGUGUUUAUAGCAGGUAUGAUUUGAAUUAUAAGAAACAUUUUGUAACAUAUAUUUUUUGGAAAUAUAUACUCUUGUUAUA
Molecule: messenger RNA, 1153 nt
Organism: Phymastichus coffea
Lineage: Eukaryota; Metazoa; Arthropoda; Insecta; Hymenoptera; Eulophidae
Product: serine hydrolase-like protein 2
Exons: 2
Coding region: 138-1025 (295 amino acids)
Source: RefSeq, a predicted model, not a curated record